Molecule: messenger RNA, 2456 nt
Organism: Yamadazyma tenuis ATCC 10573
Lineage: Eukaryota; Fungi; Ascomycota; Pichiomycetes; Serinales; Debaryomycetaceae
Source: RefSeq, a predicted model, not a curated record
GGCUCAACUUCCUGGCCAAGUUGUAACCCAACUUCCUGGCCAAGUUUCAGCUCAAGUUCAAGCUCAAAUUCUUGGUCAAGUUCCAGGCCAAGUCUCAGGUCAAAUCUCAGGCCAAGUCUCGGGCCAAACCUCAGCCCAAACAUCAGGAGUUUCAUCUGCUCUGUACCCAGGCUACAGCCUAUCUAAUGCUCAAUUUCCAGCCUCAACAACUUAUCUAACGUACCCCUAUGGAUACCAGCUGGUUGCUGCUUAUUAUCCUCAGCAAUCGAGUGUGCAAUUUCAAACAUCUCCCGGUGCCUACACUAUAGCACAAACUGCAGCUCCAACUACGCCGGUUCUGGUUCAACCCCCAUCAACACCGGCUCAGUCCACCUCUACCUCAGCUCUGGCUAAAUUGACCCUAGCGGCGCCAGUGACCUCAACCAAAACCAAAACAAAAGCACCACCAGUUCCAAGUCCAGUCAUUGGUACAGAGGCAGCCUUCCAACUCCCCCCUGAUUCUUUGGUACGAUUCACCCAAUGGACCUCUGAGCAGCCACAUAUUCAACCCCCAAAGCGGUCAAAGGCCAAAAGACCCGAUUACGUGCAGAGAUUAGAAUUCAAUGAACUGCUUGAAAAGGCAAGCCACAUGCCUAAAGUGGCUAAAACUUUGGUUGGGUAUGUUCGUCAAUGGUUUUUGGGUAUGGAAGGUGUACCCAGUAUUGUUUCCAGAGAUCAGGUAUUUAAGGAUGCGUGGAGACAACAAACUGCAGCUGCUGAAACGUACUCGUCCAGAAGAAAGAUUGUGGAUUUUGUUGAGUCUCUCAGAAAAGAUACUGGUACCCUUUUCUAUGGCUGGGGCAGAUUUCAAUUGGCCAAAUUAAUUGAUAUUCAUUUUCUGAAAAAUGAUAUUCCUAUUACGGAUCUAGAGGAUAUAGGUAGCAAGGAAAAAAGAGACUUGAUCAGAAAGCUUUACAAAUUAAAAGCUGUUACACCCCAUGAGAUGUAUACUAAUUUCAGUUUCGAUUUGAAACUGGAGUUCAAGUGUAAAGAAACAUAAUGGUGCUAUCCACGGCAUUCCCAUCAAUUAAAACCGAGAUUUUAUAACCGAGGAUUUUGAUCCCCUCACACUCGAAUGUUUUGGGAAGCUUUUAUAUUUAUAGUCACCAAAUGCCAUGUAAUUGCUGUACUAUUUCUAAACUCCGUUGACCAACGUAUACAAACCAAACGGUGCACCUCUUGAAAUUUUGCGAAGUAAUAAUUCAUCACUCAUACUAUCACCAAAAUGGCCCCCCAACAAUCCCAUGAAUUAUAUGUCCACAAGAAUCCCGUCAAAGAGAUGGAUCUUGAUGUCGACUCUCCUAAUGCCACUUUCAAGAUCAGAUCCACCGAUUUACCCGCUUUGAAAGACGGUCAAGUGUUGGUCAAGAACUUAAUGUUCUCCAAUGACCCCAGUCAGAGGGCUUGGAUCCAGAAGGAUAUUCCCGCUGAAUCCAUGUACGUGGCACCUAUUAGACAAGGACAGGCCAUGCUGACGUUGGCAUUGUCUCAGGUGGUUGAGUCCAACAACAAGGGAUUUUCUGCUGGGGAUUUGGUUCGGUGUAGCACUUCCUGGUCCGACUAUGCCGUUGUCGACCAACAGUCAUUGUUUGACAAAAUCCCUGAAAACUCCGGUUUCUCGUUGGACUCGUACUUGGACAUCUUGGGAUUCACCAGUUUGACUGCCUGGUUUGGAGUCUACGAUGUGGCCCAGUUAAAGGCCUCGGAUGUUCUUGUGGUGUCAGGAGCUGCUGGUGCCACCGGAUCCGUGGUGGUACAAAUCGCCAAAAACAUCAUCGGGUGCAAGAAAGUGAUUGGAAUUGCCGGUGGCAAGGACAAAUGUGACUUUGUUAAGUCCAUUGGUGCCGAUGACUGUUUGGACUACAAGGCCCCCAAGCUCUUGGAAAAUAUGAAACAAGCUUUGGGAGACGACGAAUGUGACGUGUUUUUCGACGGAGUUGGAGGACGGAUCUUAGACAUGAUGUUGUUGUUGACCAAGCAGCACGGCCAGAUCAUUGCCUGUGGUUCUGUGGCCGGAUACAAUAACGCAUCGGCUUCUUCCGUCAAUGCAUGGGGAUUGAUCACCACCAGAAGAUUGACUGUCAAGGGCUUCAUCAUCUUGGACUACUUCGCCAAGUUUUCUGAGACCACCACCAAGUUGAUCGAGGCCGCCAAGGCUGGAAAGCUUCAAAACACGGCUGAGUCCAAGACGGUGGUGGACUUGAGUAGAGAUCCUGACUUUCUUAAGAGGGUGCCCAAAACAUACAACAUGUUGUUCAAUGGAGAAAAGAAGAACGGGAAGUUGAUCACCAAGAUCGCUGAACCCCAAUCCAUUGCCAAGUUGUAGGUAAAUAGUAUUUAUCCAUUGUCAAGUUGUAGGUAAAUAGUAUUUAGUUUUUGAAUUUGUGUUGUAUAAACUAGUCGCGGUGCGACUUGAU